AUGGCACCAACAGAGGAAUCAAUCCUGGGGAAUUUCCUCCUCGCCCCAGCCCCUCUGCCGACAGUAAUGUCAUUGCAAAAGUUUACAGAAACGUUUCCCAAGCGUUUGAGGUCCCAUCCUCAUAUCAGGACUCUGUAUCGGGAGCUCCAACAAGUCCGAGAACAGGACAUGGACCGAGUGAAUGAAAACAUUGACAACGAGGUGAAGCAAGGCGAGAAACAAAGAGCUGAGCUGCGCAAAGCCACUCGCGCCCCAGGCGUCGAAGCUUCAAACCCCGAGGAGCAGCGCGAAAUGGACCUGGAUGUGCAUCUCUUUGGCCAGGCCCCUACUGCCCCGGGAGAUUACCACUCGGCAGGCAGUCUUCUAGCUGAAAUGGAGAUUGCCAGUGCAAACAUCGAGCACGAAAUUGCCAGCAUUGACGCAGAGGCCGCGAGCAUCCUAGAGAAGCUCCAAGCGACUGUGGGUAAUAUGAGUGAUCUUCGCUAUGGAAAACUGCAAGGCCCCGCGGGGACUGCGGAGGAUAUAGCAAGUCAGGCUAUCCAGGGCUUGCAAAAUCUGGAAGAUGUUUGCUACCGGAAGAGCACUUCAUGA
This is a messenger RNA of Penicillium olsonii, 591 nucleotides long. Lineage: Eukaryota; Fungi; Ascomycota; Eurotiomycetes; Eurotiales; Aspergillaceae. The record is from the annotation of a GenBank genome assembly.